Molecule: messenger RNA, 2564 nt
Organism: Saprolegnia diclina VS20
Lineage: Eukaryota; Oomycota; Saprolegniomycetes; Saprolegniales; Saprolegniaceae
Exons: 15
Coding region: 31-2505 (824 amino acids)
Source: RefSeq, a predicted model, not a curated record
CCGUUGUAACGGCAAGCGCACUUUUUAGCGAUGCCCAAGGCCGAGCGCGGUCGUUCGAGCCUCACGCCGACGGCCCCGCCGGUCGCCGAGCCCAAGCGGAUGUCGAUUGAGAUCGAGUCGAGUGCGCCCAACCCGACCCGCCGUCUUCACGUCAACGCCAACUCGCGCGGACUGAGUCCGCGGCUCCAGCAAGCGCUGCAGACGCGCCAAGUCGGCGUCAAGGGCGCGACAGUGCAACUGAUCAAGCAAAUGGACGCCGAACGCCGCGCUGUGUCGGUGAACCGCCGCGAAAGCAUCGCCCAAGCUCGCGCCAAGCGACAGAGUUUGGCGACGCUGACCAUGGCACCACCGGUCGCACCGACACCGCCGUCGACGUCGCCAACCAAGCCGCCGCCGCUUUUGAAGCGCGCGUCGACGCGGCAACUGCGGUCGCUCAAUCGGUGCCAAAUAUCCCGGUGGCGCGCUGGCGACAACGUCAUUCUUCACGACGACACCGACUCGUACCCGGGCACAAUCCUCUUUGCAACUGCACCGCAGUACUACACGGUUGUCCUCGACAACGCCAUGGUGCUCGUCGACGUCCCCGAGGCGCGGUUAGAAGCAGCGCCGACUGAGCCGCGCCCGUCGGUGGCGUCACUAGAGCUACCCCUGCUCAAUUCGUCGCCCAAAGCAAAGGAAUCCGCCGUAUCUCCGCCCAGCGGGACGUACCCACACCGAUCUGCGCCGCCACCGGGCGACCUUGUGGCGCCCGAGAUGGAGCUACCGACCCCCGCAACGCACGAUGGCGAUGGCGACUCGGCGUCGUGGCACCAAUCACAUCAUGUCAGCGCUGUCUCAUCGGCGUCGACGCCGGCGACGUCAUGUCCCGGACUCGAUCAUGUGGACACGACCGUCCUCGUCAAGCGCGCCGAGACCUACAAGACGCAACUCCUCCACUGCAAAAACCACUUGGAAGACCUCAAGCAAACGCUCCAGCAAACUGGCCACGGCGCCGGUGUCCUCGUCUCGACGUUCCCGUCGUACUUUGGUCGGUGCGACACGGGCAGUGACGCCAACAACACGUGCUCAGUUCGAGACCUGCGUGGCGUGUUGCACGAACACAUCAACCUCAGUGCGCUACAGAUGAUCGAUACGGGCCAUGAGCUCAACGCGCAGCGCCAAGAGCUCGGGAGCGUGCUGGACGUCUACUACGCUGGCGCGCGCGUCCUCAUGAUGGACGCGAACCACGCACCGCAGUUGAGCGUGGUCCUUCGACGCACGACGGCGAUCGAAGGCGACGUGUUGCCCUACGCUGAUAACGCCACCGUGCUCAGCAACGUGCGACUUCAGAAGCUACUGCCCCUACCUCCGUGGUACGACGACGACGUUGUUGACGACCAGAAAUGGUCGAUUCAAACCGAAAUGACCGAGUUUUCGAUUCACGAGCGAGUGCGGGUCGUAGACGCAAAACUUCCCGGUGUUAUUGUCAAAAUCGCAUCCAAAACCGUUGUCUGGGUCGAGUUCGACGACGGGGACAUCGACACAGUCGUGCCGGUGGCCAACCUCAUGAAAUAUGAGCCGGCACCGCCCGGCGAGCAGAGCGCGCUGCGAUCGACGCCGAGUCAUCGCAAUGUCGUGUCGGUUGGCGACCAAGUCAUUGUGCGCAACCCGGCAACCAAGAACGACGUCGUCGCGCAGGUGGUCGCAAUAGCGGAGGAGACGUGCGACGUUCGGUUUCCAGACGGCACGCUAACCACCCACGUGCCCUUGGACCACGUGCGUCCGGUGGGUAUUGAGAAACCCGCAGCGUUUGAAAAGCUCGACCACGUCUUGGCGUGGAACCCUCGGUUCGAGCGGUACUGCUCGGGGCAGGUCUCGGACGCGUCGCACCCGUCGUACACGAUCGUCUUUGACUGUGGCGAGACCGUCACCAGCGUCCCUUACGCGGUGAUCACGUCGCUCGACGAUGCCUCUGUGCUGCCACGGAACGGCGGUACGAUCACAACCAACUGGGAGAGCGUCCAGGGGUGGGAGGCCCUCGACGAUGCGAUUCACGAGUGCCACGGCAACCUCGCGCUGCACCGCAUGCUCUGCGAGUCGAAAGCAAAGCACUGUAGUCUUGUGCCCGGCACCAAAGUCUACGCGCGGUACCCGCUGACAGCCAAGUACUUCUUGGCCGUCGUCCACAGCGUCGAGAACGGUUCGGUGGUCGUCGACUUUGCGUCCAUGCAGCGCAGCCCGUCGCUACCCCUCAGCCAUUUGCUCUCGAUGGCGGUGCCGACGCCACGGCCUUUUGACGCGCCGAUGCUUAUGCGGCUCAACUCGACGUCGGCGCAGACAAGCGCCCGCAACCGAAGUGUGGGCCCGAGGCUGCCGCCGCAGACGCUCAAAGCCCCGAGUUUUCUCUCCCGCGUUCGGACGUUCUUUAUCGGGAAGCGCAAGAUCAAGCGCGCACCGGCACCGCGCACGGGCCCCCUCAAGUCGGCGAUCCGCUCGAAGCGCUUGUCGGUCAUCUUUUUCCGGUAGUCGGCAACGACACACGCUCAACGCUGGAAUACGGAGGGUACCUGCACGAUACCAGUAGA